CUCCCCUAACAUCAAGAGAAAAGACAGCAGGAGGAGAUGUCUCAAUGGCAGACCUGUAUCCCUCGAUAGCCCAAUGUGCGAUCGUGGCCACUGCCUUCAAAGUGCUGCUCUUCCCAGCCUACAAAUCCACAGAUUUCGAAGUCCAUAGGAAUUGGCUGGCUAUCACGAACAGCUUGCCAAUUCAAGAAUGGUACUUCGAAAAGACUUCGGAAUGGACACUCGAUUACCCGCCGUUCUUUGCGUACUUCGAAUGGUUCCUCUCGCAGUUCGCAAAGGCGAUGGAUCCGGCGAUGUUAAGGGUGUAUAAUUUGGAAUACGAGAGCUGGCAGACGGUAUACUUCCAGAGAGCGAGUGUGAUAGCCACCGAGCUGGUUCUGGUGUAUGCGCUGCACCUCUUCGUUCAAUCUGCCCCGCCAGCCUUCAAACGUCCCUCCCACGCCGCUGCCCUCUCGAUCCUCCUCUCCCCAGGUCUCUUGAUCAUCGACCACAUCCAUUUCCAAUACAAUGGCUUUAUGUACGGUCUACUGAUUCUUUCUCUCGUCCUAGCGAGGGAUAAAUCGGCUCGCUUGGCCAGUGGACUACUCUUCGCCGCUCUUCUCUGCUUCAAGCACAUCUACCUCUAUCUAGCCCCGGCAUACUUCGUCUACCUCCUUCGCGCAUAUUGCUUAGGGCACAAAUCAAUCUUUCAAGUCAGAUUUGGGAACGCUGUGAAGCUCGGGACUGGGAUAAUCGCCAUUUUUGGAGCAGCCUUCGGACCAUUUGCAUUCUGGGGACAAAUACCUCAGUUGUUGAGCAGACUGUUCCCCUUCUCUCGUGGUCUUUGUCACGCAUACUGGGCCCCUAACAUCUGGGCGAUCUACUCUUUCACAGAUCGCCUUUUAAUAUUCAUUGCGCCCCGCCUCAACCUUCCCGUCAAUGAGGAAGCGCUCACAAGUGUAACCCGCGGCCUCGUCGGAGACACCUCCUUCGCAGUCCUGCCCGAAGUAACAGCAAGAACAACUUUCGCUUUAACCCUCCUCUUCCAAAUAAUCCCACUACUAAAGCUCUUUUUCGACCCAACCUGGGAGACAUUCAUCGGCUCUGUCACCCUCUGCGGCUACGCAUCCUUCCUCUUCGGCUGGCAUGUCCACGAGAAAGCUAUCCUGCUCGUCAUCAUUCCAUUCUCGCUCAUCGCACUCAAAGACCGCCGAUACCUAGGCGCUUUCCGCCCGCUCGCGGUUGCUGGCCAUGUCUCGCUCUUCCCUCUUCUGUUUACGGCAGCCGAGUUUCCUAUCAAAACAGUGUACACAAUUUUUUGGCUCGUGGGGUUCUUGUUAGCCUUUGAUCGCCUGGCGCCAGCGAGCAAUAAACCGAGGGUGUUCCUGCUGGAUCGCUUUAGCACGUUGUAUAUUGCGGUCAGCAUCCCGUUGAUUGUGUAUUGUAGUCUGUUACAUGGAGUUAUCUGGGGCAGCAGGCUAGAAUUUCUCCCGUUGAUGUUUAUGAGUAGUUAUUCGGCGGUUGGAGUUGUUGGAAGCUGGGUGGGGUUCUUGGUGGUUUUCUUUACAAGUUGAUGGACUGCGUGAGAUUGAAAGCGACGUGUGUGUUGCUCGAAUGAUACCCUUCAUGUGUUCGCUUUACUUGUCCUUGCAUUGUGAAAACCCCUUGCCCUGCUAUGGCCUGCUAUCGAUACCUCGCCUUAGUGGUCGUAUCCUAGCCACAUAUUUGUCGUCUUUUCUGAGCAGGAAAUCCUGUCCGAAUUGACCGAGGCAGAGCAAAUCGGGCUGGCGGUGCCAAG
Molecule: messenger RNA, 1774 nt
Organism: Hyaloscypha bicolor E
Lineage: Eukaryota; Fungi; Ascomycota; Leotiomycetes; Helotiales; Hyaloscyphaceae
Product: glycosyltransferase family 57 protein
Exons: 4
Coding region: 45-1550 (501 amino acids)
Biological process (GO): protein N-linked glycosylation
Cellular component (GO): endoplasmic reticulum membrane
Molecular function (GO): dolichyl pyrophosphate Glc1Man9GlcNAc2 alpha-1,3-glucosyltransferase activity
Source: RefSeq, a predicted model, not a curated record